Molecule: messenger RNA, 6276 nt
Organism: Mytilus californianus (California mussel)
Lineage: Eukaryota; Metazoa; Mollusca; Bivalvia; Mytilida; Mytilidae
Product: mediator of DNA damage checkpoint protein 1-like
Exons: 26
Coding region: 134-5980 (1948 amino acids)
Biological process (GO): positive regulation of transcription initiation by RNA polymerase II
Cellular component (GO): nucleus
Molecular function (GO): protein binding
Source: RefSeq, a predicted model, not a curated record
UUAAGUAAAGUGCGCGAAUAGCAGAAACACUUUGGGAAGUAAACAAAUGCCCAAAACAGCUAACUUGCAGCCUGUCUGCAUUUAAAAGAAACGUUUUCAAGUUUGCGAGAGUGAAUGUUAAUGAUUUUAUGAUAUGGCAGACGACCAGGACUUUGACCAAACACAGGCCUUGUUUUUAGAUGAGUUUGAACAAGAAAUAGAUGAAGAUAAUGUUUCAGAUAAUAAAAAUAGUGUGGCCUUUUUAAAGGUUUCCUGCCAAAAAAGCUUUCCUGAAAAAUCAUUUCCAUUGUAUGAAGGAAACAAUGUGAUUGGGAGACAUGAAGAAUCUUGUAAUGUCUGUAUUUCAUUGAAGGGAUUAUCCAGAGAACAUGCAUGCAUUGAAAUAAAGGGAGAAUCUUUUCUGAUAUAUGAUAAAAAUAGCAGAAACAAGACUAAAAGAAAUCAGCUAUACUUAAGUCCAGAUGUGCGAUAUGAGCUGAAGAAUGGGGAUACCCUAAUGUUUGGUGAUGUUACAUGUAAAUUUUAUAUUGGCAAUAAGGAUGUAGAUGCUGUUUCAGAGACUGGAUCAGAAUCAGAAUAUCAAACCGCCAAUGAUGUGAAGGAUGUGACUGUUGAGUUUGAAGAAGAUUAUGAUAGUGAUAACAGUGUUGACUUGUUACAACCAACACAGGCAUACACCAAUCAUACACAGAGACACAAUGCUACAAAGUCUUUACUGGCUGACGACUCUUUUGUUGAAAAGGAGACUACAGUACUAGUUGGUGAGACUCCUGCACCAGCACGGCAAAAAGUAACAUCUGGUCCAGUAAUUGAUGAUUCUGGUUCUGAAACAGAAGAUGAAGAUGCUUUAUCUAAAAAUGUACCCCAAACACUGGUUAUUGAAGGUAAGAAAAAAAAUGUACCCCAAACACUGGUUAUUGAAGGUAAGAAACAAAAUGUACCCCAAACACUGGUAAUGGAAGGUAAGAAACAAAAUGUACCCAAAACACUGGUAAUGGAAGGUAAGAAACAAUAUGUACCCCAAACACUGGUAAUGGAAGGUAAGAAACAAAAUGUACCCCAAACACUGGUUAUUGAAGGUAAGAAACAAAAUGUACCCCAAACACUGGUUAUUGAAGACACACAGAAGGAUGAAAGUGGUGAUGCUGAAAUACUUUAUGCCCAAACACAGGCUUAUGUUGGAGAGAGUGAUGUCGGAGAUGUUACUGAUGAGGAAGAUAAAAAAUUAUUAACAGAACCUACACAAGCAUUUACAGAUGUACAAGACAGACAGCAAAUAGAACCAACUCAGACAUUUGUGGCAGAGAGUGACGAAGAGGAAGAAGAUGAUAGAAAGAAAGCAUUACAGUAUGGAGCUACUCAGGCCUACCAUACAGAUUAUUUUGAUGAGCCUACACAAACAACAGAGGAUGAAGGAGAAACUGUUGUAGAAUCUGACGAGGAUGUCAGCCAUUUGUUUGCUACUUCCACUUUAGCAUGUGAUGUUGAUGAUUUUCCUGAGGAGGGUGGAAGACAAGUGAUAACAGCUGAUGACACAGUUGAUCAAGAAAUGGAAACACAAGCCAUUCUAGAUGAACCCACACAAGCAGUUGAUGGAGGUGACGAAGCUACUCAGGUUUUCCCAGAUGUUAGGGUAAAUGGUGAUGAUGCUACUCAAGUUGUCAAAGAAGUAGCUUGUCCAUCUAAGAAAGUGGCAUUUGAUGAUGCCACUGUGGCUGUUCAAGAAGAUGCCACAGUAGCUGUUCAAGAAGAAGCCACAGUAAUAGUUCAAGAUGAUGCCACAGUAGCAGUUCAAGAAGAUGCCACAGUAGCAGUUCAUGAAGAUGCCACAUUAGCAGUUCAGGAUGAUGCCACAGUGGCUGUUCAUGGAGAUGCCACUGUUAACAUUCAUGGAGAUGCUACUGUUGAUGUUCAUGGGGAUGCCACUUUAGCAUUACCUGAAGCCACAGUCUCUGUUCAUGGAGAUGCCACUGUUGCUUUUCAUGGAGAUGCUACUCUAUCAGUUCAUGGAGAUGCCACUUUAGCUCUUCAAGGAGACUCAACAGUUGCAAUUCAAGAAGAAGCUACCUUAGCAAUACAAGGUGACACAGUUGCUGUUGCAGAGGAUGCCACAACUAGUAUUCAAGAUGCUGCAACUGUUGCAAUCCAGGAUGAUACCUCUGAUGCAGUCCAAGACGAUGCCACAUUAGCAGUUCCACCAGAUACCACUGAUAUUGUAGAGGAUGACCAUCAUCUUGGAGCCCAAACGAAAGGAAAAGGAAGAGGAAGACCUAAAAGAUCAGAAACUGCUUCAAUUAAAUCUCAAGACAAUAUUGAUAAAGCUGCUACAAGUAAGGGAAAGAGAAAGGCACCAGUGAAGCAAACAGCAAAGGCAGAAACAGAUAUGAAAAGAGAGGAUUCAGUUACAAGUAGUCAAGAAUCAGAUGAUGGCAACAUUAGGCGAUCAUCACGAUCUAAACGUAAAAGUUUCAGAAUGCUUGAAAUGGAACAGAGUAUGGAUGAUAUGAAAGGUAUAGAUAAAUCAAUCAGAAAAGGGGAGGACUACAGUCCAGAGAUAAGUGACACAGAUGAUGGUAGUCCAAAGAGAGGUCAUAAACCAACAAAAACAGCUGGUCAAAGUCAGGAGAAAGAUAUUGGUGAAGCAGAAACUCUAACACUGUCUGUUGAGGAAGAAAUUGCCCUUGUGCAGAAAAAUAUACCCCCUUUACCAAAGGAAACUGUGAAAAAGACAGAGGCUGAAUUUCUAAUGUCAUUACCAGCUCUGCAAGAUAAAGAAUCUCCAGCUCCAGUACUGACAGAAGCAACUCAAGCCUAUACAUUGGAACCUGAAGAAGAGUUACCUCAGCCUGAAAUGGUAGAGGCCACACAGCCAUAUGUAUUAAGUGAGGAUGAUUCCACUCCACUUCUGGAUGAGGGAGGGUCAAAGGAGGAAAGGGACACAACUCCUCCAAUUGAAGAAGUGUUAGCAGCAACACAGAAUUACAGUUUGGAGGAAGAGGUUGUUGCUGACAGUGAAGAAACUGAUAUAAGAUCUCCAUUGAUCUCGAUUCCUUCAAGGUCACCACUAAAACCAACAUUAGUAUCGCCAGAUAAAAGGGAAAAGAAAUCACCAUCUCCAAAACGUGUCCAGUUUACUGUUAAAAAGAUUGAUUCAUCAUCAACCAGUGCAAGUGAGAACAAUGAUAUACCAACUGACAGUGAGACUGCUGAGAAAACUGAGCAGAAGAAUACAUCAACCAACAGACCAUCAAGAUCAAAAGUUAAAGAAGCUAUUAUCAAAAAAGUUAGAAAUAAACGUACUGCUGAAGCAAAAUCUCAUCCAGCUAGUCAAGGAGAAAAUGAAAAUUUAACCGAAGGGAAAAAGGGCAGGCAAUCAGUGCUUUCUGAACAAGAAACAAAUAAAACUGAAACAAAAACAACACGUAGGUCAGCUAUCACUGAUAUUAAGACUGAAGAGCAUAUCAAUUCUAAGGCUGAUCAGUCAGCAAAUGAUUCAGGGGAGACAACUAAAAUAACUAGAGGCAGACGGUCAACAGCUUUGAUUGAAAAUGUAAAAUCAGAAGACACAGCUUCCACCUCUAAAGGCAGGGGAAGAAAAUCUACAGCAACUAGAAAGGAAACAAAUAAAGGUGUCAAAAAGGAAGAUAAGACAGAAACAGUGGCAUUGAUAAGUGAUGGAGAGAAUGAAGAUUUGGUAAAACCUGCAAACGGAGGUUCACAAGGGAUAUCAACAGAACAAGUUGAUAAAACAGGAGAACCUGAAACCUUGAAGACAUUUGGCAGUAGUGGUAAGUUUUCUGUACAGGAACUGUCAGAACCUGGAACAAGUCAUAGUGAAACAAGUUUGGCUAAGCAAGAUGAAAAGAUAAUAGAAAAUAAACCAGAAACAAAAAGGUCAAGAGGCAGAAAGGUCAAAGCAUCAAUUGAUCCUGUAGUAGACAAUGAAAAGGAAACAGUCAUCGAAAAUGUAGACAUCGAUAAAAGAGUUUCUAAAACAAUAAAAGGGGGUAGAAGGGGUAGAUCUUCUGUUGUUCCAGAAAUGACAGACAAAGCAAGAAGUGAAGCUGAAGAAUUCAAGGCAUCAAAAUCAGCUGGUAGGAGGGGAAGAAGUGUUGCUGAAAGUGAAAGUAAUACCACAACAAAUAAUGAUACAGGUAAAACUGAUGAUGUGAUAACAAAACAAACUGGCAGAAGAGGAAGAACAUCUGUUUUAGGUGAAAGUAAAAACAUGUCUGAAACAGAAAGUCAGGAAAGUUAUGCAGGAAGUAAAACAACAAAACAAACUGGUAGAAGAGGAAGAACUUCUGUUUUAAGAGAAAGUGAAAGUAAAAACAUGUCUGAAACAGAAAGUCAGGAAAGUGAUGCAGGAAGUAACACAAAACGAGCUGGUAGAAGAGGAUCCGGAAGAACUUCUGUUUCAGGAGAAAGUGAAAGUAGAAACAGUUGUGAAACAGAAAGUCGGGCAAGUGAAGCAGUAAGUAAAACGACAAAACAAACUGGUAGAAGAGGAAGAACUUCUGUUUUAUUAGAAGAAAGUGAAGGUAAAAACAGUUGUAAAACAGAAAGUCAAGAAAGUGAAGCAGAAAGUAAAAGAGGAAAAAGUAAAGCUCUGGGAUCAACAUCUGAGGCUCAGAAUAAACAAUUGGAAGUAUCAAAAGAUGAUAACAGGGGUAGAAGGGGUAGAAGUUCUGUUCUGUCAGGAACAGAAAAUAAAGAUGAGUUAAUGCUGCCACCAAAAAGUGGUGGACGAAGAGGCAAGAAAAAUGCUGAUGACAGUGCUACUUCGGAAAUACAAAAUAAUAGAGGAACAUCAAGACAAUCAAAAGUUAAUGAAUUCAUAAAUGAAAAUGAAAAAGAAAAAAGUUUUAACCUGGACAUUCAUGAGAAAGAUAAAAGUGAGUCAUCUGACAGUAAUACUAGAGGAAGGUCAUCUUCACGGACUAGAAAAAUAGAAAAUAAAGAAAUUGUGAAAGAAAAUUAUUCAAAACCAACAAAUAUCAAACGAAAGCGAGAUUCAUCUAUUAAUGUAUCUGACGUUUCACCAUCAACUUCAAAAAGAGCUAAAAUUGCUGUAAAUACUAAUGUAUUAGAAACAAAAACUACUCAAAAGUCAAAAGGAAGGACUUCAAAUGUUAGAAAUGAUUCUCCAGUCGAAGAAGAUACAUCUAGAUCUAGCAGUAGAACAAGUACACACAAAAGUGAUCAUUCUUCUGUUAGUAGUGAACAUAGUAAAGAGCAGAAAACGAUGAAAUCAGAAUCAAAGAAAAGAGGAAGGAGUAAUGACGAGAACGUUUCAGAAACUCCUGCCAAAAAAACCAGGGUAAAAGAAGAGCAAUCAACUCCUAAACAGAAUAAGACCCUAGCAGUGAGUUCUCCAUCACUUAGGAGGAAAUCUGUGGAACCUAACAAACCUAAAGUUAUGUUCACAGGUGUUGUGGAUGAACAUGGUCAAAAGAUAAUAAAAGACCUUGGAGGAGAAUUUGUUAACUCUGUACAGGAAUGUACACAUCUUGUGACAGAUAAGGUACGAAGAACUGUGAAGUUCCUGUGUUGCUUAGCCAGAGGUAUUCCAAUUGUAACUUUACAGUGGAUAGAAAGUUGUAAACAGUCUGCCAUGUUUGUAGAUUGUCAUAAGUUCCCAGUGAAGGAUACAGCAACAGAAAAACAAUACAAAUUUUCACUGUCCAGAUCUCUUGAAAACGCCAAAGAAUCAUGUUUAUUGCAGGGAUAUAAAGUGCAUGUAACCAAAUCUGUCAAACCAGAGCCUAGUCAAAUGGAAGAAAUAAUUGAAUGUGCAGGAGGUCAGUAUCUAACCACAAUGCCAAAGAAAGGGGGAGAUAAUAUAGUCAUUGUUUCCUGUCCUGAUGAUGAAUCACUCUGUACAGCAGUAAUGAAGGCAGGGGUACCAGUUGUCAACUCUGAGUUUAUUCUAACAGGGAUACUCAGACAGGAAGUGAAUAUCAACUCAUAUCCUUUUUGAAUUCAGAGUUUUAGAGAGACAUAAUAUAUAUUUUUAUGCCUCACUUAGGGGCAUUAUGUUUUUCGGUCUGUGCAUCUGUUCGUCCAUCCGUUCGUCCGUCUGUCCUGCUUCAUGUUAAAGUAAUUGGUCAAGGUGGUUUUUGAUGAAGUUGAAGUCCAAUCAACUUGAAACUUAGUAUACAUGUUCCCUAUGAUAUGAUCUGUCUAAUUUCAAUGCCAAAUUAGAGUUUUGACCCCAAUUUCACGGUCCACUAAACAUAGAAAAUGAGUGGGGCAUCUGUCUACUAUGGACACAUU